Ipomoea triloba (trilobed morning glory) is the source of this 984-nucleotide messenger RNA. RefSeq lists its product as uncharacterized. Gene Ontology annotation, molecular function: zinc ion binding; ubiquitin-protein transferase activity. The coding region runs from base 96 to 740 and encodes 214 amino acids. The record is from RefSeq and is a predicted model, not a curated record. Gene Ontology annotation, cellular component: membrane. Gene Ontology annotation, biological process: protein ubiquitination. NCBI's taxonomy places the organism in Eukaryota, Viridiplantae, Streptophyta, Magnoliopsida, Solanales, Convolvulaceae. The transcript has 7 exons.
CCCCAAAAAAACUGUCGAAAACAGAGAGCAAAAAAUCGAGGAAGAAGAAAGAGAAGCGCAGAGAGAUAGAGAGAGAAAGGAAGUAUCAGUGAUCGAUGGGUGAAGUGGUGAUAUAUGUGGAGAAUUAUGGCUAUGAAUCAGGGAGUGAGGCUAUAUGUUUUUGUAGAAUCUGCCAUGAAGCAGAGUUUGAAAGCUCCAACUCCAUGGAAGCUCCUUGUGGAUGUUCUGGAACCGUUAAGUUUGCGCACAGAGAUUGCAUACAGAGAUGGUGCAAUGAAAAGGGAAACACAAUCUGUGAAAUUUGUUUACAGAAGUAUGAGCCUGGCUAUACGGCUCCACCGCCUAAAAUGGUCCACUUGGUUGAUGCAACAACAACUGGGACAAUUAGGGGGAGAAUGGAGAUUCCAAUGAUAGAUGCGGAUGAAGAAAAUGGAGAAGAGCACCAAAAUGUGGAAACCACAAAUUAUUCACAGUGCUCAUCAGAUGCACAUCGCACCAGGACUGCCUCUUGCUGUAGAUCAAUGGCCCUCAUUUUCACAUUCUUGCUUCUGGUAAGACAUGUGUACGAGUUGGUGGGUGAAGGAGCAAAAGAUUAUCCCUUUUCACUCUCCACGCUUUUGAUUUUAAAGGCCAGCGGUAUAUUCCUGCCAAUGUAUGUGCUUGUCCGGAUACUCACCCUAAUCCAGAACAGUAUCCACCACGAACACCAACACUCGUACUUGGAUUCUGAAGACAGUUAGCGAUGGUUUUGCACGCUGUCGAUAAGAAGAAGUGAAUUUUAGUGGAUAUAUGACUGUUUCAUUUGUAUGUAGCUUUAAUUAUAUACUGGAGCACAAUGUUUAUUGCUCCUCCAUCCCCAUUCAAUAUUCAAGGUGUGUUAUUCAUUUGUUAUCUAAUAGUUAAUCUUUUUUUCAUUCAUCAUCAUAUUGUAAUUAUUAUUUUAUAUUAUAAUAACAAUAAACAUAUCUGAGUAUGUUUUGAAUA